AACUCUUCCCUGACUGGAGAAUCCGAACCCCAGAGCCGAUCAUCCGAAUACACUUCCGAGAAUCCCCUUGAGACCAAGAACUUGGCUUUCUUCUCCACCAAUGCUGUCGAAGGUACCUGCAAGGGUGUCGUUAUCAUGAUUGGUGACAACACUGUGAUGGGUCGUAUUGCUGGUUUGGCAUCUGGAUUGGAAACUGGUGAAACCCCCAUUGCCAAGGAAAUUACCCAUUUCAUUCACAUCAUUACUGGUGUGGCUGUGUUCUUGGGUGUGACCUUCUUCGUUAUUGCCUUCAUCCUUGGGUACCAUUGGUUGGAUGCUGUUGUGUUCCUCAUUGGUAUCAUUGUAGCCAAUGUGCCUGAGGGUCUGCUAGCCACUGUCACUGUGUGCUUGACUCUUACUGCCAAGCGCAUGGCUGCCAAGAACUGCCUUGUAAAGAACUUGGAAGCUGUGGAAACCCUUGGUUCCACUUCCACCAUUUGCUCUGAUAAGACUGGUACCCUCACCCAGAAUCGUAUGACAGUAGCACAUAUGUGGUUCGACAACACCAUCAUUGAGGCUGAUACAUCUGAAGAUCAGUCUGGCUGCCAGUAUGACAAGACCUCACAAGGCUGGAAGGCUCUGUCUAGAAUUGCUGCCCUCUGUAACCGUGCUGAAUUCAAGAGUGGCAUGGAAAACACUCCCAUCCUGAAACGUGAAGUAAACGGCGAUGCUUCUGAAGCUGCUCUGCUGAAGUGCGUAGAAUUGGCUGUUGGUGAUGUAAAGGGCUGGCGUGCACGCAACAAGAAGGUAUGUGAAAUUCCUUUCAACUCAACCAACAAGUACCAAGUAUCCAUUCACGAUACUGAGGAUAAGAACGACCCACGAUACCUUCUUGUGAUGAAGGGAGCCCCUGAGAGGAUCCUGGAACGUUGCUCCACCAUCUACAUCAAUGGAGAAGAAAAGGCCCUCGACGAAGAAAUGAAGGAAGCUUUCAACAAUGCCUACCUUGAAUUGGGUGGCCUUGGAGAGCGUGUACUUGGUUUCUGCGACUAUGUGCUGCCAACUGACAAGUACCCUCAUGGAUACCCCUUUGAUGCUGAUGCUGUAAACUUCCCUGUCCAUGGUCUGCGCUUCGUGGGUCUGAUGUCUAUGAUUGAUCCUCCACGUGCUGCUGUACCUGAUGCUGUAGCAAAGUGCAGAUCUGCUGGUAUCAAGGUUAUCAUGGUUACUGGUGAUCACCCCAUCACUGCCAAGGCUAUUGCCAAGUCUGUAGGUAUCAUCUCUGAAGGAAACGAGACUGUUGAGGAUAUUGCACAGAGGCUGAACAUUCCUAUCAAGGAGGUUGACCCCACUGAAGCAAAGGCUGCUGUAGUUCACGGCUCUGAACUUCGUGACAUGACAUCUGAGCAGUUGGAUGAUGUCCUCCUCCACCACACUGAAAUCGUGUUUGCCCGUACCUCCCCACAACAGAAACUGAUCAUUGUAGAAGGUUGCCAGCGUAUGGGUGCCAUUGUGGCUGUAACUGGUGAUGGUGUGAAUGAUUCUCCUGCUCUGAAGAAGGCUGAUAUUGGUGUUGCUAUGGGUAUUGCUGGUUCUGAUGUGUCCAAGCAAGCUGCUGACAUGAUCCUGUUGGAUGACAACUUUGCUUCCAUUGUCACUGGUGUUGAAGAGGGCAGACUUAUUUUCGACAACCUGAAGAAAUCCAUUGCUUACACCCUGACAUCUAACAUCCCUGAGAUCUCUCCUUUCUUGUCUCAUGAUUGCCUCAGUCCCACUUCCUCUUGGAACUGUGACCAUCCUCUGCAUUGAUCUGGGUACUGACAU
Messenger RNA from Penaeus monodon (black tiger shrimp), 1803 nucleotides. RefSeq names its product sodium/potassium-transporting ATPase subunit alpha-like. Lineage: Eukaryota; Metazoa; Arthropoda; Malacostraca; Decapoda; Penaeidae. Gene Ontology annotation, biological process: intracellular sodium ion homeostasis; intracellular potassium ion homeostasis; potassium ion import across plasma membrane. Gene Ontology annotation, molecular function: ATP hydrolysis activity; P-type sodium:potassium-exchanging transporter activity; ATP binding. The transcript is spliced from 4 exons. The record is from RefSeq and is a predicted model, not a curated record. Gene Ontology annotation, cellular component: membrane. The coding region runs from base 136 to 1788 and encodes 550 amino acids.